Molecule: messenger RNA, 2944 nt
Organism: Calidris pugnax (ruff)
Lineage: Eukaryota; Metazoa; Chordata; Aves; Charadriiformes; Scolopacidae
Gene: FBXO21
Product: F-box protein 21
Exons: 12
Coding region: 68-1912 (614 amino acids)
Molecular function (GO): protein binding; DNA binding
Source: RefSeq, a predicted model, not a curated record
GGAAGCGUGAGACGCUCCCUAACCCCGCCCGCGGGGAGGAGGGGGGGCGCCCAGGUAAACAUCCAAGAUGGCGGCGGCGGCGGAGGGCUCAGGCCCGGCGGGGCCGGGAGGGCCUCGGGGCGCGGCGGAGGUUGACGCCGACGGGAUGGGCCUGACGGACCUGCCGGGCGAGCUGCUGGAGCUAAUCCUCUGCUGCGACGUGCUGGGAGCCGCCGACAUCGGGCGGGUGUCCUGCACCUGCCGCCGGCUGCGUGAGGCCUGCCAGCCCCGCGGCAAGGUGUGGCGGGAGCGCUUUCGCCUCAGAUGGCCAUCGCUGCUGAAAUACUACAGCCACACAGACAGUGUUAGCUGGCUUGAAGAAUACAAAGCACGGCACAACGCUGGUCUAGAAGCCCAGAGAAUUGUAGCUUCGUUCUCCAAAAGGUUCUUUUCAGAACACGUCCCCUGUGAUGGAUUCAGUGACAUAGAGACUCUCGGGUGCCCAAGUCAUUUUUUUGAGGAUGAGCUGAUGUGUAUCCUGAACAUGGAAGGAAGGAAAGGUCUCACCUGGAAGUACUAUGCAAAGAAAAUUCUAUACUUCCUACGGCAACAGAAUAUAUUAAAAAAUCUGAAGGAGUAUCUUCAGCGCCCAACUGAUCGGCAGUCAUUUUUGGAGGGUGCUGUUUUAAUUGAUCAAUACUGUAACCCCCUGUCAGACAUCUGCUUAAAGAGUGUCCAGGCACAGGUGGACGAUAUCACGGAUAAAGUGCGCAAAGUCCUGCGGACGAAAAACCCACGGCACCCCAGCUUGGCUUCCAAGGCAGGAGAGGUGGUGAUUCCAGAAGUGGAGCUUCAGCGGCAGGUACUUGAUGCUAUGAAUUGUGUCCUGUAUGAGCAGUUAAAAUACAAAGGAAACGAGCUGGAUUACUAUAACUCCCUGAAUUCCUACAUUCACCAGGUUUUGAUCCGCAGGACGGGAAUUCCCAUCAGUUUGUCUGUGCUUUAUUUAACAAUUGCCAGGCAGCUGGGAGUCAAGCUUGAACCAGUCAACUUCCCUAGCCAUUUUCUGCUCAGGUGGUGUCAAGGAAAAGAAGGAAGCACAGAUAUUUUUGACUACACCUACAUUGAUGCCUUUGGGAAGGGGAAGCAGCUGACGGUGAAGGAGUGCGAGUACCUUAUUGGCCACCAUGUGACAGAGGAGUUCUAUGGCGUGGUGACUUCAAAAGAGGUUUUGCAGCGUAUGGUGGGAAACCUCUUAAACCUCGGCAAGCGAGAAAGCACUGAUCAGUCUUACCAGCUCUUGAGAGACUCGUUGGAUCUGUACCUGGCCAUGUAUCCAGACAACGUGCAGCAUCUAAUGCUCCAGGCCAGGUUAUACUUCCACCUGGGAAUCUGGCCAGAAAAGGUUCUGGACAUCUUGCAGCACAUUCAGGCUUUGGACCCCUCGCAGCACGGGGCCGUGGGGUACUUGGUUCAACACACCCUGGAGCACAUCGAGCGGCGGAAGGAGGAGGUGGGGCCGGAGGUGAAGCACCGCUCGGAUGAGAAGCACAAGGAGGUCUGCUUCUCCAUCGGCCUCAUUAUGAAACACAAAAGAUAUGGCUAUAACUGUGUGAUUUAUGGCUGGGAUCCUGCCUGCAUGAUGGGGCAUGAAUGGAUUCGGAAUAUGAACGUCCACAGCCUUCCACAUGGCCCCCACCAGCCUUUCUACAACGUCCUAGUGGAAGAUGGCUCUUGCAGAUAUGCUGCUCAAGAGAACCUGGAAUAUAACUCUGAGCCUCGGGAGAUCCCUCACCCUGACAUCGGCCGCUAUUUUUCGGAGUUUACCGGCAUUCACUACUUAGCAAAUACCGAGCUAGAAAUUCGGUACCCGGAGGAUCUGGAGCUCACCCGUGCCACAGUUCAGAAGAUCUACAGUUCAGGCAAGGAGUGAGAGCAGAAGGCAGCGUGAGGACGGAAGCAGCUGGAGUGUAGCUUUUUACCCUCUUUGCAAAACUUGCAGGGAAGGCAAGUUUGGUGACAAUCCUUUGGCUUAAUGCAUUGGAAACUGCAUUGAACUUUGUAACUGGUGCUAUAGCAUCUUUCCGUUGCCUGUCUGCCCGUUCUGGCCCGAAGGCACAGGGACACCUUGGUAGUUGAGGCCAAGUGUAAGGAUCUGGCAGGGACGGUCGUGCCAGGAAGCGCGUUGUCCUUUGGAAGGAUUUGCGCAUUCUGCUCGUUCCAUGAUUGUCUUUGCUUAGAAGGUCCACACAGUGAGAUCCCCGGUGUGGAAUAUGGAAGGAGCCCCUCUUCCAGAGAAGGAAGUUGCUUGUCCUUGCAGUGUUGUGGGGUUUUUGUUUGGUUAUGGGAUUGUUUUGGUUUGGUGGUGUUUUUUUUUUCUAAUGUAUAUCUCAUGCAGGUGAUAGUUUUUAAAGUCUCUUACCUUUCACUGUUGUCUUCUUCGGUCUGAAUUUUUGGUCAGAUUUUGCUUCACCUCCGUAGUCUGAUUGUUCACAGAGCCACGAUUCCAAUUCCAAAUAUCCUUACGGGCCUGGGAAAGAGCCCCAGCACAAACCCCUUCCAGGGGUGGCAAGCGCAUUGGUUACACUGAAGUCCAGUUGGCCACCUCGCUGAUGAUGCAAACUCUCCUGAUGCAGAAGAUGAGCUUCUAGCCCUUUUUCAUGCCUGCUAAACACACCCAGUCCAUGUUUUUACCUCGUUUUUUGGUCUUUUCUUCACUUAUGUCCAAGGCCGGAGCUGUGGCAGAGCCGUGAGUGCUCCCAGGACGAUUCUGAACCUCGUGGCACCUUUUCGUGGAAGCCUUGAGGUCAGCACCCGAAUGACUUGGAUGUUUGGGGAGCUCCCACUCACUGCUGUCUCCAAUCUAUAGGUAUUUAUGCAAUACAGCGGGAUCAUGACUGGAAACUGGCCGAGCCCAGAGUCAGCCAGGUCAUCUCUGUAUGGAAUAGAGAUGUUAAUUCCUGCA